Molecule: messenger RNA, 898 nt
Organism: Malus domestica (apple)
Lineage: Eukaryota; Viridiplantae; Streptophyta; Magnoliopsida; Rosales; Rosaceae
Source: RefSeq, a predicted model, not a curated record
UCUCUUAAAACGUACUAAUUAGUAUGACAGGUUCUGGUUCUCCUUGUGGUGCCUGCAAGUUCUUGAGAAGGAAAUGCAUUAGGGGUUGCAUUUUUGCACCUUACUUCUGCCAUGAACAAGGUGCUACCCACUUCGCAACCAUCCAUAAGGUCUUCGGGGCAAGCAAUGUGUCGAAAUUGCUUGCUCAACUCUCCGCCAGUGACCGAUGCAGAGCCGCGCUUACAAUCUCAUAUGAAGCUCAAGCUAGGGUUCAAGAUCCUAUAUAUGGCUGUGUUUCCCAUAUUUUUUCUCUCCAACAACAGAUUAUUAGUUUAGAAGCACAACUAGCUUCUGUCAAGGAACAAGCAGCUAAAGGCUAUUCCAGCAAUAAUUUCCAAGGUUGGCUUCAGUCGGAAAAUUCAAACACACUGAUGCCACAAAGUGUGAUUAAUGAAUCAAUAACACCAGUAUAUUCCGGAAACAAGAACCCUAACUCUUUCGCGGCUAAUGAAAAUUCCAUGAUUCCAGAAGUACUAAAUGACAUGUACGGAAGCUACGGAGAGUCUUAUAAUUCCACGUGUUCAUUAGACAUGCAAAUGAGCAAUAUUUCAUGGGGUUUUGAUCAAGAUCAUGACUGAUGAGCACUGAUGAGCUUCAGUUAUCAGCAGUAGUCGCCGGAAUAUUAUCAUAAUGCAAUAAAUGGGGAAGGUUUUGCAAUUUUUAUUGACACAUACAAGAAAAACUAGGAACCCUAGGAGUGCUCAUACAGCAGUCACAAAUAUUUUUCAAAAAAUGCAGUACGGUAUUUUUCUCACCCACAAUAAUGUGAUAUAGCCGGUAGUGCCCUAUCUGUAAGCCUCAAGAGAUUUCCUGAGGUUUUCUGGGUCCAGUGAAGUGAACGCAUUUUCCAAAUGACUGA